Messenger RNA from Drosophila grimshawi, 1453 nucleotides. RefSeq lists its product as uncharacterized. The record is from RefSeq and is a predicted model, not a curated record. Gene Ontology annotation, molecular function: RNA-DNA hybrid ribonuclease activity; nucleic acid binding. Lineage: Eukaryota; Metazoa; Arthropoda; Insecta; Diptera; Drosophilidae. Bases 1 to 999 code for a protein of 332 amino acids. The transcript has a single exon. Gene Ontology annotation, biological process: DNA replication, removal of RNA primer.
AUGAAAAAGGCCAUAAGACUCAGAGAAUCCCUUGCCUGGGCUACUCAGAGCACCGGCCGUGCCUCAAUCCUAGAAGGGAAGCCGACCAUCCCUUCAAAAACAGAAUACUGCCUGCCAGUAACACAACGGGAUACUCCCUUCAACAUAUACUUCCCUCAAAGGGAGGAAUGGGUUCAUGGCACCCCCGGUCCACCGGCGACCAUAACCUUCUUUACAGACGGCUCCAAACUAGACAACCGCGUAGGCGGAGGGGUCUACUCCGAGCAGCUCAACAUACAGUUAUCCUUCAGCCUUCCAACACACGGCAGUGUUUUUCAAGCUGAGGUAGUGGCCAUAAAGGAAGCAAUAGACUGCCUAGAAAGGCUCAAAGUUAGGCCUAGCAAUAUAAACAUAUAUAUUGACAGUCAGGCAGCAAUCAAAUCCAUCAGCUCGAUAUCUUCAAAUUCGAUAUCAGUAACAAGCUGUCGCAAAUCUCUACACGAGAUGGCUAAACAGCAGGUUAUUAGCCUAAUAUGGGUCCCUGGCCACCAGGACAUUGAAGGCAACUGUACAGCCGAUGAGCUAGCUAGGAAAGGUACUACCACUCCUCCUAACACCAAGGAGGAGUACAGGCGCAGGUCAUGCAGAAAAUGGCAAAGUGCCAUCUGUGCCCGCAUAGCACACCAGACAUGGCCAAUUAUCAACGCCAAGCGCAGCAGAGAGCUGUGCAGUCUAAGUCGGACCAACUGUUCUGCAAUGAUCCGGGCUCUAACUGAGCACUGGCUGGUCGCCAUUCAUGCCAACAGACUCCAGGUGCCAUACAGUGACUUUUGCAGAAGCUGCAAAGAUGAGGAGGAAGUGGAAUCUCCGGAACAUUUCUUCUGCCACUGCUCAGCACUUGCUAGGAAAAGGCUGGAAAUCCUGGGAAACCACUCCCUAACUGAUUUAUCGGAGCUCCGACACAUGAGACCGGCCAAGAUAGCGAAAUUCAUAAACGCAUCCGGCUGGUCAAAUGUUUAAAUGUUAGAAAUGCUUUGAAGGCACGACUGCAGGAGGAAACACCCCCUAGAUCCCCUUUCGGCAUCACAACGGGCUAAAUAUGGCAUAAGUGUGUCAGUCCAUCGGGCUGACAGCCGACAUAACCUAACCUAGCUGCAGCUCUCUGUUAACGGUGUGCAUGUAAACUUAACAAGCGCUGCAAUUAAAAUGUGUAACAGCUUGCAGCUCUCAGUUAAAUUAACAGCUCAUGUGUAAUAAAUGUUAUUUGUAAUUAAACAUUUUACAUAUAAAACUCUAUUGGAAGUUACAGUUGUCUAUAAAUAAGUGUGUACAGUUCCGGGUAAAAUAAGUGCAACACUCGCACAAGAAAUGUUUGAAAGGUGAUUUUAAAAGUAGCAGCAGAAGUAGAUAAAAUAAAUAAUAAAUAUUAAAAAUGAACAUUUAAAGAAUUGCGACACGAAUUGGAUUGUUAUUU